Atta colombica is the source of this 719-nucleotide messenger RNA. RefSeq names its product dnaJ homolog subfamily C member 5-like. Gene Ontology annotation, biological process: regulation of neuromuscular synaptic transmission. Gene Ontology annotation, cellular component: type Is terminal bouton. The record is from RefSeq and is a predicted model, not a curated record. The annotation marks the transcript as partial. The transcript has 6 exons. NCBI's taxonomy places the organism in Eukaryota, Metazoa, Arthropoda, Insecta, Hymenoptera, Formicidae.
AUGAAAUUAAAAAAACUUAUAGAAAACUGGCUCUGAAGUACCAUCCUGACAAAAAUCCUAACAAUCCAGAAGCAGCUGAAAAGUUUAAAGAAAUAAAUAGAGCACAUGCCAUACUGACAGAUCUAACAAAACGUAAUAUAUAUGAUAAUUAUGGAUCUCUUGGUCUAUACGUCGCAGAGCAGUUUGGAGAAGAAAAUGUUAACGCUUACUUUGUUGUCACAUCUGGAUGGUGCAAGGCAUUGUUUAUAAUUUGUGGAAUAAUUACUGGUUGUUACUGUUGUUGCUGUUGUUGCUGCUGUUGCUAUUUCUGUUGCGGUAAAUGUAAACCAGCUCCUCCCGAGGAUAGUGGUGCAUACCAUAAUUUACAGCGGAACCUGAAUCCAGAAGCUGUUGUGACAAAUCAACCGCGAGGUUUUGGCAAGGAAGAAGAAAGCGAUGAUGAUGCUGUGACAGCUCAACCUCAGAGUAGUGCAUCGCAAAAUGCAUCUAAUAUACAGCAACCAAUAUUUGCGAUGCCUGCACCGGGAUCAGCAGCACCAACGUCAACGGCUAACGAAAGCACGAACCUAAACAGCGGUGGCGAUCGUGUGAUUUAUACAACUGCGGCUGCCACAAAUCCAUUCAUAGGAGUCAACGCACCUACAAGUGACAUCGGACCAACCAGAUGGUAGACUGAAAACAUGGAAAACCCGUCACAAAUAUUGAAUUCAUAUUUAUAG